AUGACCAGGGGUGCUUGGAUGUGUAGUCGGCAGUAUGAUGACGGCUUAAAAAUCUGGUUCGCACCCCGGGAGAACGAGAAACCCUUCACGGAUUCAGAGAGGGCUCAGAAAUGGCGACUGUCCCUGGCAUCGCUCUUGUUUUUCACGGUCCUGCUCUCUGAUCACUUGUGGUUCUGCGCCGAGGCCAAAUUCACGGGGACCGGAGAGAAGGAGCAGCCGCCGCCCGAGAAGCCGGAGCCCGCGGAGCCGGAGCUGCUGGCGGGCAUGGGGGAGCCGGCGCCCCCCGCGCCCCGGCUCCUCGCCCCCCCCUCGCCCUCCCUCCCGCCCUCCCCCGGCAGCAGCGGCGGAGGCAGCCGCGGCAGCCGCACCAACGGCACCGAGCCCCGGCACGGCGAGGCUGCUUUCCUGGGGAACUCCACCGCCAGGCCCCUGGAUACGUGCCCUCCCCCGGGCUCCUCGUCCGGGCAGUGCUUCAGCGUGGGCGACGCGGAGGCGGUGUGCCGGCGGCGAGGGGAGUCGGGGCGGCCGCGGGGCACGGGGCAGAGCCCGGCGCCCGGCUGGGACCUGACGGAUUUUUACCUUUCCUUUUGUAAUUCCUACACACUUUGGGAGUUGUUCGCCGGGUUGUCCAAUCCGGACACUUUGAACUGCAGUCUGGAUGUGGUGCUGAAGGGGGAAGGCUCCUGCAGCCAGUGCGUCCAGGCUUACCAGCGCUACGACCAGCACGCUCAGGAGAAAUACGAAGAGUUUGAGGUUAUGCUCCAGAAAUAUUUACAGUCGGAUGAGUACUCGGUGAAAUCGUGUCCUGAGGAUUGUAAGACUGUCUACAAAGCCUGGCUCUGUUCCCAGUAUUUUGAAGUCACACAGUUUCACUGCAGCAACAGAAUUCCUUGCAAGCAAUACUGUUUGGAGGUUCAAACGAGGUGUCCCUUUAUAUUACCAGACAAUGAUGAUGUCAUCUAUGGAGGACUAUCAAGUUUCAUCUGUACAGGGCUCUAUGAAAACUAUCCAACCAAUGCAGAACCAGAAUGCUGUGAUGUCAGAUGGGGACUAUUAUCAGAUCAUCAACCCAAAGGGACUAUAAAAACACGUGGCUCAACAAUGUGUCACAGGACAUCGCUCACAGUUUCAUCAGCAUCCAGACUGUGUAACAGCAGACUUAAACUGUGUGUUCUUGUAUUAAUUCUCUUACAUACAGUACUGACAGUCUCAGCAGCACAGAACUCAACAGGACUGGGCUUUGGAAGCAUAACAACUUUGGAAGAUAAUUCAACCAAUGAGGAAUAAAAGAAAGGAUUCAUCUUAUGUGAUAGAAACACAACAGGCCCAAACUACUACAGUCAAAAACAGCAAGGACUGAGUGCUUUACCCUCAGAUCUCUUCUUGAAUGACCUUUUGGGUAAAAUGAGAAGAAUGGGCCGCUACCCAAACAACAAAAAAGGACACACAAACACAGCUUUUUAUUGACUAAAAGGCUGUUUGGUGACUUAACUUUCUCACACCAUUUUAUACACUGUGUUUUAAUGUUUGGAGUUUCUUUUUUUUUUGUUUGUUUGUUUUUUGCACUUGUUAAUACAGGAUUUUAUUUUUGGGACAGUUUCUCAAAGCUAAAUUAAGUCUUUUCUCUGUCAAUAUAUUUCUAGUCAUUGUGUGUGUUCAUCUGAUAGUUCUGUCUUUUAUGUCCUGUCAGUUUCUAUUAGAGGAAUGACUGCUAUGAUUUCAUGACAUAGCAACAAAAAAAAAAAAAAAAAAAAAAAAAAAAAAAAAAAAAAAAAGGAAAAAAAUUUAAAAACAGAAAAAAGCCCACAAACCAAACCAAAAUAAAAAAGCCCACAAAAAAAACCCAACAAAAACCCACAAAAAGAACAAAAAACCAAAAUUUAACCAAAAAAAGAGAAAAUAUUAAGAAAAAUAAAAUUUAAAAAAAAGCAACCACAGGAACCCCAAACAAACCUUACUGUCCUCUUAUCCAUGGGAACCAUGCAUCUCCUUUCCCUUUCCCAUCUACCGUCACAGACAACAUACAUUUGCUUCUGUCUGUGUAAUCACAAUGAAUGGGUACACAAUUCCAGUGUGCCUCUGCCACUGUUGCACAAAACAGUUGACUGAGCAAACCCAAAAGGAGCAUGAAGGGGGUUCCUUUUAGCUGAACAAACAAGUGCUCUCCUUACAAGGUGGGAUCGGACAGUUAAAAAAACUAUAAAGAAAUAUAUAACAAACUGUUGCUCCAAUACCCGUUUUGAAGAAGUCCAGUCCUUUCUCACUGGUCAGUUGAACAGGAGCAGCCUUUUCUAGAUAUGCUAAGUAAAACCAGUUAUGCUCAGCAAGUUGAAUAGUUGGGAAGCCUUCAUAUUGGAGGUGAAGGACUGACAUUCAUUGUGAAUCACAUUUUGAGUUCUCCUGCUGUCACAUAACCAGCAGCUUUCCAUAACAAAUGGGAGCCAAGAACUUCCAAAAUUCAACUAUUUUUGUCACAAGAAAAUUACGCUAGAAGUCUUUUAACA
Cinclus cinclus is the source of this 2504-nucleotide messenger RNA. RefSeq names its product NALCN channel auxiliary factor 1 (gene NALF1). The record is from RefSeq and is a predicted model, not a curated record. Gene Ontology annotation, molecular function: stretch-activated, monoatomic cation-selective, calcium channel activity. Gene Ontology annotation, biological process: calcium ion import across plasma membrane. The coding region runs from base 1 to 1287 and encodes 428 amino acids. Gene Ontology annotation, cellular component: plasma membrane. NCBI's taxonomy places the organism in Eukaryota, Metazoa, Chordata, Aves, Passeriformes, Cinclidae. The transcript is spliced from 3 exons.